Messenger RNA from Bathycoccus prasinos, 2343 nucleotides. RefSeq lists its product with no specific name. Gene Ontology annotation, molecular function: protein serine/threonine kinase activity; ATP binding. NCBI's taxonomy places the organism in Eukaryota, Viridiplantae, Chlorophyta, Mamiellophyceae, Mamiellales, Bathycoccaceae. The transcript has a single exon. Bases 1 to 2343 code for a protein of 780 amino acids. Gene Ontology annotation, biological process: protein phosphorylation; phosphorelay signal transduction system. The record is from RefSeq and is a predicted model, not a curated record. Gene Ontology annotation, cellular component: cytoplasm.
AUGUCCUUCUUCUCCUCCUGUUUCUAUUGCUUUGCCCCGAAAGCAACAGAAACAGAAGAAGAGAAAGUUUUGUUUGACGACGAUGGUGAUGAGAUAUCGGAAAAAACCAAUCAGGUGACGCUGGAGAACGUCGAGAACGAAGAAAACGACGAGAAGAUGAACACGGAUAAAACGGAAACGUACGAAGACAACUCGAGAAAAGAUGAGACGAAUAAGAAUAAGAAUAAUAAGAGGAAUAAGGAUUCCGAGAGGGAUAAGAAGAAGAAGACGAGUGGGAGCGCCAACAACAACGAGGAGGAAAACGAUCGGAACUCGCUUUCCUCCAAUACAGGGUCGUCCACUUCCUCCACCUCUUCCACGAAUUACAACGCGCAAAUGAAAACACCUCCACAGGUGGCAAAUCGACGAUUAGGUUCGUUAAAACUCACACCAUCAGUCCAGAAACUCUCGAUUAUCAUGGACGAUAAAGAGCACGAGCAGUUGAAUCAAUACAUUAUGAUUAAAGAUUUGGGACGAGGCGCGCACGCGAAAGUGAAACUCGGGUUGAACAAGAUGGAUAAUAAUUUAUACGCGCUGAAGAUACGAAACGAACGGGUGAGAGUAGCAGAGGCGGCGGUGAGGAAAGAAAUUGCUAUUUUGAAGAAGCUUUCGCAUCCGCACGUGUUAAAAUUGCACGAAGUCAUCGACGAUACGGUGAGUAACGAAUUGAUUUUGGUCCUCGAGUACGCGCCCGGAGGGCCUAUUUUUACACGAUUCAACAGAGUGCCGCUAUCAGAGAAAGUUUUACACGGAUACGCGAGAGAUAUCGUUUUAGGAUUAGAUUACUUGCACUCGUUAGAAAUUGCGCACAUGGAUUUGAAACCAGAGAACAUGUUGAAAAUGGCAGAUGGCGUGAAACUGUGCGAUUUCGGUGUGAGCGUAGAUUCCGAGUUGACCGGGGUGACCAGAUCGACUCGUUUAGCCGGAACACCCGCGUUUUUAGCUCCAGAGAUGUUGGACGAAACCGGGUACGAUCCGAUGCCGAGCGAUGUUUGGUCGUUGGGCGUCUGUUUGUAUAACAUGGCAACCGCGCGGUUGCCGUUUACAGGAAAGACGGUUUUCCAAAUUGUUGCGAUGGCGAAGAGCACAGAGUUGAAAUUCCCAGACGAAGACGCAGAUGCCAUUGUCAACGCAACAACCGUACCUUCACCGCCGCCCCCGAAAUUAUCAAAUUUGUUGAAAGAUAUGUUGCGAAAAAUGUUAGUCGUCGAUCCGAAAGAACGCAUAUCGAUUGCUGGGAUGAUGGAACAUCCGUGGGUGACCGAGGAAGGGAAAAAGCCUUUGGGACGACCGAGAACGAAAUCACCUUCGAUGAAGUUGGAAGUUACCGAAGAAGAUAUCGACAACGCCGUGCGUACGAAUCCUUUGGCAGCUAUUUUACAACCAGCGUUUAGAAUAGAAAGGUUCAAGGAUGGGGAAGUUUUGAUGCGUAAAGGGGAAGUAGGAGAUAGAAUGUAUUUCAUAAAUAAAGGCGAGUGCGAGGUGCUGAUGGAUGCGUUGUUAGAAGCGGCGGCGGUGGUAGAUGAUAGCAGUAGCAAAAAUAACGACAACGAGGACGUUCUGUGUAUUAGAUACGCUGGCGAAAUCGUCGGUGAAUUAGCCUUCCUAACGGCGAUUGAAAAGCGGAAAGAUAAGAAAACUCCAGGCGUCGGAUAUAGAAACGCAACCGUUCGAGCUAAAGGUGAAGUGGAAUGCCUAGCUGUUACGGUGACCGAUAUGCUCGAAGCGCUCGAAUUUGAUGAAUCUUCCAGAGCUUCUGUCGUUGAAGUCGCGGAAUAUAGAAAUCGACAAACCGAAGAAGUCAUUCAACAAAUCGCCGAAUCCAAGCUCGAUGAUGCCAAGCACUCUAAACCGGUGUUGAAUAUCGAGAAGACUUUGCGGAUAUUAUACGCCGAGGAUUCUUUGCCGACACAGAUGAUUGUCAAAGCGCUCAUGCGCAAGAUUGGUAAAGUUGAAUUGACGAUAGCAUCAAACGGUCGAGAAGCGGUCGAUGUCUGUAAAAAGCUAGAGAAGAAGGAAGAAUUGUUCGACUUGAUAUUGAUGGAUUGUCAAAUGCCCGUCAUGGAUGGUUUAGAAGCUACGAGAGAGAUUCGAAAACUUGAAAACGCCGACGGGUACUUUGCAAACAUUCCAAUCGUCGCUGUGUCUUCGGGUAUCAUCUCUAUGACUCAGGAUAUCUGUAAAGAAGCUGGCAUGGACAAGUAUGUGAUGAAACCACUUUCGCAAAAGUUAUUAGUCGAUACGCUGAUGAACGCUCUUGAGAUUCACGAAGAAAAGAAACGGUCUUCGGAAAGUCGUGAUUAG